GCCGCAUACGCUCCGGACGAGUUCGCGCUGAUUUCGCGCCGCUAGCGUCGACUUUUCGUGGAAAGGGAUGAGUGUGGCGGCGUAAGUUCGAAAGUUCGCGGAUUUUCCGAGGAGUGUCUGCCGGCGACCGGGGACUCAGGCGGCCGGUGGCGGCGAUUCGCACACCUCUCCGACGCGGGUACGGGCGCUAAAAAUACCGAGUGGGGCGGCGGGCCUCCGGCGGCGGUGAGGCGGAUGUUGCGAUGACAGUGAAGUGAUUCGGCGGACGGGCACGGUCAAGAGGCGCGAUGCUGCAGGAGGGGUUCCUCAUAAAAAUCGCCAUCGUCUCGAUGUUCAUAUCAACAGGUUGGAGCCGGCCUAAGACGAAAGACGACUCCGAAAACGGCGACACCGACGCCGAAAUUGAGCCUUUGAUCAUAGACCGAGGUCCUUACUUCGAUAAAACCGCCUCCCGAAAUGUGACGGCCCUCGUCGGCAAGACCACUUAUUUAAACUGCCGAAUUAGGAAUUUAGGGAACAGAACGGUGUCCUGGAUCCGCCACCGCGACCUGCACCUGCUCACCGUCGGCAGAUCGACGUACACCUCCGACCAGCGGUUCACCAGCAUCCACAAUCCCAUGACGGAGGAUUGGACGCUUCAAGUGCGCUAUCCGCAGCGUCGGGACAGCGGCGUCUACGAGUGUCAGGUCGGCACGACGCCCCCGAUAGGAUUCUCCAUGUCACUGUCCGUCGUAGAGCCCAUUACGACCCUCCUCGGCGGUCCGGAAAUGUACAUCAACAAGGGCAGCACAAUGAACCUGACCUGUAUAGUGAAGCACAGCCCGGAGCCGCCGCCCACGAUCUACUGGACGCACAACAUGGAAGAGAUCAACUACGACUCGCCCCGCGGCGGCGUGAGCGUCAUCACCGAGAAGGGCGACAUCACGUUCAGCUACCUGCUCGUCCAGAGGGCCAGAGAUUCCGAUUCCGGGAAGUACACAUGCAACCCCUCGAACGCCAACCCCAAGACGGUUAUCGUGCACGUGCUAAACGGGGAACAUCCUGCAGCAAUGCAGCACGGAGGGCAGCUUCGCCUCGAGUAUCCCUUCUCGGCCUGCCUGCUCAGCGUGCUGGUGGCGGUGGCGGGCCCAUAAACUCAUCUCCGGGGAACAAACUCAAGAAGUCGAGGAAAAAGUCGCUGAAACGUGUGUAAAUGUGUAAAUAGUGCAGUGGUGGACGCCGCCCGGACAGGAGAUUUAAGCACGAGGAGGAAGAAUGAAGUGACGUUUGCGGUGCAGAAAGUUCGGACUUCCUGAAUUCAUUAAUAAUUCACCGGAAACGCUUCGCCCAUCCACGGGUUUCAGAGACCGAUUUCCAUUACUGUUUAAGUGCUUUGAGCUCAAAAUUUUGUAACACUAGUGUGGUGACGUGGACAAUCGAUGGACUUUCUUGUACUUUAGGUUUCCCAGUUACACGUUGUUGUAAAUAACACAGUAAUCAUUGAGGGUUUUACUAUGAUUCAGAUAUUACAUACGAGGUACUUAUACGAGUUUUUUUCGACGUCCUUGAUUAUAUAGUCGUUAUGUAAUGGUGAGUUUGUAUAUACUAUUAGGGCCAUAUCUAUACUUAUUGAUAUAUUGUACAUUUAUAUGAGACUCUUAAGGGAUAUUGUUAUUUUUUUAAAGGAAAUCUAUUCAUUGUAGGGAUGAUUCACGUUGUUCUUGUUUCUUGUAUCUCACAGUUUAUUAGGUUAACACUGGUCGUUACGUUUGGUCUAUUUUUGAGGUUGUCAUUGAUGAAAAUUUGAUGUUUCUUAAAAAUGUUGUUAAAAUGUAAUAAAAACAUCUCAAUAAAAUCCACUAAAAU
Messenger RNA from Zophobas morio, 1845 nucleotides. Its product is annotated as lachesin-like. Gene Ontology annotation, cellular component: neuron projection membrane. The transcript has 6 exons. Bases 288 to 1133 code for a protein of 281 amino acids. Lineage: Eukaryota; Metazoa; Arthropoda; Insecta; Coleoptera; Tenebrionidae. Gene Ontology annotation, biological process: synapse organization. The record is from RefSeq and is a predicted model, not a curated record.